This is a messenger RNA of Nothobranchius furzeri (turquoise killifish), 5226 nucleotides long. RefSeq names its product leucine rich repeat containing 9 (gene lrrc9). The record is from RefSeq and is a predicted model, not a curated record. Gene Ontology annotation, molecular function: protein binding. Lineage: Eukaryota; Metazoa; Chordata; Actinopteri; Cyprinodontiformes; Nothobranchiidae.
CCAACAAAAGAUGAAGGUGUAUCCACAAGUAGGCCUCUGUCUAAAAAUUGUGAACAUCCAAAGUAAUCUUUGUUUUAGAGUAGAGCCUAGUGUAUAAUUCAGAACACAAUAGACAGGAUAUUAUCAGUCAUCAUAAUGAUGAAUUUUGGUAAAAGAUUCUAACGGAGAUGCAACAUUUCUGGUAUUUAAUGUGAUAGUGUCCAUGUAGCUGACAAAUUUUUAUCUAGUCAUAACGCAGAUAACCUACAGAAUAUCGAUAAUGUUUUUUUAUUAUUGUUAAUGAUUCAACAAUCUUGAAAUCUGAAAUAUUUUUAAUUUUUUUAUCUGAACUAAAGUCAUGAUUAAUAAAAUUUGGAUUGCGGGUCUAGCAAUGCUAUGCAAAAUUAGACAAAUGGCAUUCUGAGUUUCUUAAAAAGUACUAAACCAGACGAGUCUAUUAUGUGAUAAAUUUGCUUUCCGUUAAGUAUAUUUUCAGGUUUCAUGGGUUUGAAUGGGCUGCUGUCUGGCGCCCUCUUCUGGCAGCUUCAGGUAUGAACAAAGUCAUGAACUUUUUCUCCUUAGCAACCGCUCGUGAUCGUAAACAACAAAUGGACCAUAGAUAGGAUUUUCCUCCUUAUUAGAGUUAUAAAAAUGCUGCAGACAGAGAAAAAGAAAAUGAAACAACAAACCGAGGAUGAGGAGGUGCUUAAAAAACUGUGCCUGGUUAAUGGGGUGCCCUAUGAAGAUAUUGCACACAAUGGGAGCAGCAUCACAUCCUUAGAGAUCUUCUUUUCAGGUUUCCCUCGCAUGCUCGGCCUCUGCUGCUUCCCAAAUCUCUGCCAGCUCACCAUCGUGGACCAGAACAUCGAGCGCAUCGAGGGUCUUGAGGGCUGUCCUCUGCUCCAGGAGCUCUGGAUAGUCCAGUGCCGUCUCACAGAAAUAGCUGGACUUCAAAACUGUCAACAACUGGAGAAACUUUACCUGUAUGAUAAUCAGAUCUGUGAGAUCAAAGAUCUGGAAUUGCUGACCAACCUUCAAGUUCUUUGGCUGAAUAAUAACUGCAUAAAUAAGAUAGAGGGCUUGAACACACUUCAGACCCUGAAGGAACUAAACCUUUCUGACAACCGUAUUAAAAAAAUUGGGCACAGCCUUGAGUCCAGCAUCAGCCUUGAGAUUCUCAAUCUCUCUGGGAACAAGAUCAGUUCCUUUAAGGAGCUCACACUGCUCACCCAUUUGUCCAGCCUGAGAGAGUUAGCACUGCAGGACCCCAUGUCAACCCCAAACCCUGUGUGUCUGCUGUGUAAUUAUGCCACACAUGUUCUGUACCACAUGCCGGGCCUGCAGCGACUCGACAGCUAUGACGUCUCUAACAAGCAGUUCAAGGAUGCAGCUGAGUGUGCAGUAACAAAGAAAAUGAUGUACUACAACAUGCGUGUACGCUCAGCUGAGAGAACCCUGGCAGAGACUCGGUUUAUCCUGGCAGAAAGGAAGAAAACUCAGAUGCAGUUACCUGAAGGAUGCAUCAAGACCUUCAGUCAGGCCCUCAGAAGUCUUGAAUGUGAACUCUCCAUGUUGCCGUAUGAUUGCAAGAAGAAGUCUGACUGUCUGUUGGAGGGUAAAUCAGGACCAAAGUACCUCGACGAUGGUAAAACGGAACAAAGUGAGUCAUCCACGCUCGGUUCUGACCCUGUCAUGAAGAACAAAAUACUCCUGAAAGUGGAUGCACUGAAGCAAAGACUGAACACGUGGACAAGGAGGAUGCAUGAGAUUGAAGCAUGGUACAAGAGAGAACUGGUUCAAGCCACAAACCAGACGGAGUACACGGUGCAGUUUCUGUUGAUGGAGCUGGAAAGUGUUGGGAACAUUCGUUUAGAGGAGGGCAUCGCAACAGAUCCUUGGUUUACAUCCUGUUGCAGCCUCCUCCUCUCGCGUUUCUCUCCAUCAGACUACGAAGGCUUCAACAUCGCUGACAUAAAGAUUAAUAGAGUUCUCCGCAUCCACAACAGCGCUUUGAGGCUCCGCUUUGACGACAAACUUCACAGCCUUAUUAAUAGUAAAGAGUCCCCCGCCACGUCACUGAGGAAUUACAGACAGCAGCUGGAUUAUUUAUUUUACAUAGCUGACCCAGAAAGAUGUGAGAAAGAGGAGACUUUGUGCGUUUUAGAGGAGGGCUUCACAACGACACAGCGCCAUGAGACUGUGGACAGAGAGCAUGCAAUACCCAUGUCCAACAACCUAUGUGUAACAGAACAGCUCAGGAUUGAGUAUUUGCUGCAUCAGGCCAGCCAAAGAGAUCAAAGUCCAGACUCAGUCCCUUUCAGGCACGGUCAUGUAAUUGUCUCCAAGGUGUUUGUGGGUAACAGCAAGCCUGUCGGUGAUGGAAACAGCUACCUCAAAGUCUCCUCUGUGUAUUGUGAUGUGGACACCAAGCACAGAUUUUCUUUAAAUGAUGGGAGAUGCUCCUCAGCUAAAACACACCAAAUCUCAGAGAGUAUUCCUCGUCAAAGGCAGUGGUUUGUGUUUGACCAUGAGCUUGUCCUACCAGAGUACAUCAUGUACUUUGAAUACAUAACCGAGGAGGACAAAGACAGAAGUCCUUCCAAAGAGGAAAUCCUGAACGAAGCAGCUCUCCACAUGGAGUCAGCGCUGAAGCCACAGCCUAAACUGUUCAGCUUGAAUGACAAUGUUUUGCUAAGAGCGGCCAGAGCGAAUGUCCUCAGUCAGAUCACUGUGCUCAACCUUCAUGGCAACUGUUUGAGUGAAAUAAAAGAGAUCUGCAGCCUCACAGCUCUGAGACAUCUCACCAUCAGCUGUAACAAGCUCACGCGCCUCGAUGACAUUUCCCACAUGCCCAACCUUGAGGUUUUGGAUGCUAGCUUUAAUGAGAUAACCACUCUGGAAGGGCUGAGGGGGCUUGCACAGCUGAAACAGCUGGAUGUGAGCUGGAAUAGGUUGACCAAACCUAGAGAGGACGCAACUGUGCUGAGGAAACACACACCUGCUUUGCUGAGACUAGACACUCGACACAAUCCCUGGAGCAAGCCUGAGGCAGUCAAGUUAAUCAUAUUAGGCCGCCUCACAACCCUCACCCACCUGGAUGGCGAUCUGGUGACAGAAGAGGAGACCGCUGAAGCUGUUCAGAUGGCUGCAGCAUCCAAAAUUAACCAGACAAUGCUCAUGGCGUGCUCUCACACCAGCAGCAAGCGUCCCCGUAGUUUCAGUUUGCUGUUGACAGCUCAGCUCCUCUCUGGUUUGCGUUCAGCGUCCUGGGGAUCCGGUGGAGAACUGGAGCCAGACUGGGCAGCAAAGAUUACCUCCCUGAAUCUUGACAAUCAGAGGAUUUCUAAGCUUCUGGGUCUGAAUGAGCUGGUGAACUUGCGCUGGGCCUCACUCAAUAACAACCACAUCUCCAAACUUGAGAGUCUUGAUGGUUGCUUGAAGUUGGAGGAGCUUUCCAUAAACAACAACAGCAUCAGCUCUCUCAGUGGUCUGGCAGAGCUGCGGUGCCUGAAUAAACUGAGCAUGGAUGAAAACCAGCUUUCCAGUCUGGACGCCUCAGUCCUUGACAAGCUGCUCAGCUUAACCUUUCUGUCUGUGGAAAACAACCACAUCACAUCCCUGCAAGGCAUCCAGAAAGUUCCCUCUCUGCUUGAACUCUAUGUCGGAGGAAACCAGGUUUCUAAAUCAAGAGACGUCUACUAUCUGAAGGGACUGACAAAUCUCAUCAUUCUGGAUCUAUACAGGAAUCCUAUAGUUGAGAAACUGGAAAACUAUCGGAUCUAUGUGGUUUUCCAUCUACCCUCUCUUAAAGCUCUGGAUGGAACAGCAGUGGAUCUAAGUGAAUGCGAGAGUGCAAAAAAUAUGUUCAGAGGAAGACUAACGAGUGACACAAUAGCGGAGAAGCUCGGCCACUCCAAGUAUGCAGAAGUCGCCUAUCUGUCCCUGCAGUCCUGCUCUAUUAGGAUGGUUGAUCUAUCUCCACCAGAUCUGUUUUGUAACCUACUGAGUAUCAACCUAGAAAGAAACAACCUCACUUCCUUCUCCGGCCUCAUCCACCUGCCUAACGUCAAAGUUCUGUGUUUAAACCACAACCACGUUGAGUCCAUCCUGCCCAGACACAAACCCCAGACUUAUCUGACUAACAGGCAGGUCCUUCACAGCAAAGUCCACUCCAGUGGGUACGGUCAGCAGAGCUCAUCCAGAGGUCACAGGGAGACAGGACCCUCUGGCAGCCUGGAGCCACUGAUGGUGAGCUUGGAGGUGCUUCAUUUGAGUCACAAUAGCAUCUCCAAUAUGGCCAAUCUGCAGCUCAGCAGGCUCACCAAUCUUAAAGCUCUCUUUCUCCAAGACAAUGACAUCAGCCAGGUGGAGGGCUUGGAGGGGCUUCAACAGCUCAGAGAGCUCGUGUUAAACAGAAACCGGAUCAAAACCCUGACUAAGAACUCCUUUGCAGCCCAGAUUGUCUUAUUAGAGCUGCAUCUUGCAGAAAACCGGAUUCGGGAGUUAAAUCAUCUCAAUCCUCUGAUUGAGCUUCGCAAGCUCUUCCUCGACAUGAACAAGCUACAGGACGUGACAGAGCUUGAGAAAUUAGAAGUCCUUCCCUCGCUAACAGAGCUUUCCAUAGUUGGUAACCCGGUUGCGCGGAAUUCUCUCCACAGGCCGGCCGUGGUGCUGCGUCUGAACCAGCUGCAGGUUCUGGAUGGAAUGAUGGUGACUCUGGAGGAACGGACCAGGGCCAAGCUUCUCAAUGAAGAAUCCCUCCAAAAUGUUCAGCUUUAUGGAGCGUCUCUCCCUACCACUGAGAUGAGCCUACAUGGACUACUUCCUGUUUUACCUCACACAUCUACUCUGAGAGGAAUUACUUUAAGUGGGGGGCCACAGAAUUUCAUGCAUGGGCAUGAUUUUGGGUCAGACAAGAAGCAAAGAAACGGCUGUUUUGGUCACAACCAGAACACAGGAAGUAACCUGUCGACCACCGACGCUCGGUUUGAGGGGAACAAAUUCAUCAUCCCCCGUGUCAACCAGGAGCAGGAUAGCAGGUCCCCGCAUGGUGGUCAGCCUCCACACAUGUAGCCGUGAGAGGAGGUGGAGCAUUCAAAAAUCACAUUGAGUUUCAUUUAGUUUUGUUUAAGCUAUGAUAUGUAUCAGUUUAUGUGCAGGUUUACAUUUAGUACAAUCGAAACUAAACUGCUUUCAGUUUGCAGUAAAUUAGACAGCUUGAUGGGGACAUGAGGUCCAUUCCUGUCA